ACAAUGGUCAUUUUGCUUUGUCCUAAGUGUAUCAUCUUAAUAGUUCAAAUUUCAAAACUUGCCGUCAUUGACAAAAUAAGAACCGCAUGAAACAAAGAUUAAAAGAUCAGGAUUAUCAGUUUAAGGCAGAUUGCAUUGAUAAGAAGAAGGUUUUCAGUACCGAGGAAAUUUAAUAUAGCUUUUAAAGAAAAAUAAACUUCGGUAAUUUUAAAGAUAUCACAAAAGUUGACAGGCGUACAUAUCUAAUAAAGUGUUUGCAUGUUCAUUUACAUUUGUGCGUCUGUUUUGAAAGGAUUUUAUUCACAAAGUGAGAACCUCCGUCUGAGGAUGCCAUUAUGGAACUAAGAAGAUUAUCGUAAGGCACUAACCGGAUCUAUUUUAUCGUGAGGCGGAAUUCUUCGUGCAUCAUGGACGCGUCAUAUCCGUUGUGGGUUAUCCUGUCUCUUACCACGAUUAAUCAGUUUUUCCAGUACGCACUAGGUCAGAACCGAACAAGGCGUGAAUCAACGGACGAGCAGCGUCUGUUUUCAGCCCUCAUGUAUAACUACGACCACAAUACUAGACCCGUCUACAACGCCGCGCAUCCUGUAAACGUCUCUAUCGGUAUUACCCUCACGCAGAUAUUCGACGUUGAUGAAAGAAACCAGGUCAUAUCAACAAAUGUUUGGCUAGACCAAGAGUGGUUUGACGAAAAGCUUGUCUGGGACCCGGCCGAGUAUAACGGGCUGAAAGUGUUCCGAAUGCCAUGUGCCAGUAUCUGGAGGCCCGACAUUGUGCUCUAUAACAGCGCGGAUGAUUACAACGAUGGGUACAUGCAGGCGCUCGCAAUGGUCCAUAACAAUGGCCAUGUGUUCUGGCCCCCUAUUGUUAAAUUGAGGAGCACGUGCAACAUCGACAUCACAUACUUCCCGUUCGAUGACCAGAUUUGCAAACUCAAGCUUGGGUCGUGGGCGUACGACGGAUUUCAGGUUGACUUGUUUUCUCGCGAACACCCAGUCGACCUCAGUAACUUUGUGAGCAAUGGCGAGUGGGAACUGAUUCACGUUAGUGCUAUACGUAACCAGAUAACCUAUCCCUGCUGUCCCGAGCAUUUCCCAGAUAUCACCUUCCACAUCCACAUUAGGCGACGAACCCUCUACUACACCUACAAUGUGAUCAUUCCUUGUGUUAUGCUCUCCAUGCUGGCGCUAUCAGGGUUUUGGAUGCGCCCGGACAGUGGCGAGAAAGUGACAUUGGGAUUGACGGUUCUUCUAGCGUUUUCUGUCUUCAUGUUGCUCGUUGCGGAGAAUAUGCCGGCAACCUCAAGUUUUGUGCCGCUGAUAGGAAUAUACCUCACAACUGUCAUGUCGAUGACCUCACUGUCAGUGAUUCUUGCUGUUUUAUCGUCAAAUAUAAAUCAUCGCGGCCAGAAAGAGAUCGCUGUACCAAGAUGGCUGAUAUCCUUGUUAUGUUUUCUCAGUAAAAUAAUGUGCAUGGACAUGUUGUUCAUUCGACCAAAUGGAAGGGAUUUCAGUGAAUAUAGAAAACAGUCUUCUAGAUCUUUAGACCAAAGACAACACGGUGUGAACAGAACUUAUCAGUGCAUGAGUACAGCUUUGUCCGGUGAUUCUGGUUGUUUGAUGGAUUAUGAAAAUGGAAACGCGCAUUCGCAUAACAGAACCACAUGUGAAAGCCAAAACCACAUAUCACACCAGCCAAACAGACAAGCUGAUGAAAGCAAGGAUUUAACCCUGAUUCUUGAACGAUUGGAUGAUUUAAUAGCCAAAGAAGACGAUAGGGAAAGAGCCGAAGUGUUUAUCAAACAGUGGGUUGAGGUUGCUGAAAUUAUUGAUCGCUUUUUCUUCUGGUUGUUUGUCAUAAGCACGUUAUUUGCAACAUUAUUCUUGAUAAUUAUUUAUCCUUUGUUCAAGAAUCCGGGCACAAUAGGACAAAUGACUUGAAAUAUUGCUAUAAGACAUGAUUUGUGACAUAUCCUCUGCAAUGGUGGUAAGAAUGGUAGCUUUUCAAAGCAACUUCACCUCAAAUUUACGGCAAUUAGCCAAAAUAACUCCGCAAAUGGAGAUUAUGCCGUUUUGAUGCCUUUAACAUGGCCAACGGCCAUGGUUGACAACUUUAAAGCAUGAUAAUCUAAUGUAAAUAUAUGUACUAUUAGCCAAUCUGUUUCUUGUUUUUUAUUAGUUAGUUUUUCCUGUAUUAUGUUUGUGAUUCUGUUUAGUUAUUACGUAAUUUCAUGAAAAUAACCAAAACGUGACACUGUAUCUGUGCUGAUUUAAUCAUUUGUUUUUUAGAUAAAAUGUUUGUGAACUUUGCAUGAAUACUUUGAAUGUGUUUUGGAACGUGUCGGACAUUUCAAUGGAACAUCAUUAUGAUUAGACACACGAGAAGCAUUCGCUUUAAUGAUGCGUCGGAAGUGACAUUAGGGCACUUUCACAGUGCAAAAGCGGGCAUACAGGCGAAACCAUAUACACUUCAAAAUGUCAAAAUAUGUGUCUUUGUAAGUGCUGAAUUUCAGCAAGCUUUGUUAAUGUUUUAACAGCUCAAGUGUAGUAAAUUAGAUUUUUUUUUCAUUUGCUAAAACAUUUGUGAUCAACCAAUCAGCAAUGUAUCAUAGUUUCAUGGUGAUUACUUUAAUUCAUAUUUUAUAUUUGCAUGUUUGUAAACCAGAAGUUCAUUUCACUACACCUUUGUUUACUAAUUUCUUGAACAUCUUUCAUUUUCGUAAACAUAUUAUCAAAAAGCCACAAAACAUUGUUAAUUAUAUCAUCUGGAACAUUUUGACAAAACAGAAAGAAUCGAUAUUGCCGAAAUAAGUUUCCCCAAGAGUCAAAAUAUAUUUUAAGUAAAUCUGUUAGAAAAAUAGUUCUUCGUCAAAUGUCCUCAACAUCUUAAAGCCCCCAAAACGAUUGCAAAUAAUUAAAAGAAUGUAUAGAAUACUAAAGAUUGAACUUAUUCGCUAACUGAAAAAUGAAGCGAUUUUAAAAGUCGGCCUUCCCCACCCAUUUCGUAAUAUAGAAUGACAUUAAAAUAAACUCAUCAAGGAAUCAAAUAUACUGAAUGGUUUUGAAUGUAUAUGGAACCCGCUUUUUCGAUGAUAUAAACGUGUUUAUAUAUAUAUAUGUGCACAUAUACAUAUAUAUAAAUGAAUAUAUAUAUAUAUAUAUAUAUACAUCAAAUAACCUUUACCUCCGCAGAUGAAACUUCCAUCUGUAAAGAAUAAUGAGUUAUCUUUUUAAGUAUAUAUUUAAGAAUUAAAGAUUACACAAUUGUUGAAUGCAUUUAGUAUUUAUUUGCAAGUUUUAACAGUGUCCUAAGAAAAGACGUUAAAUUUUCGAUGUAGAAUUCAUGUUGUUUCAGAUAGUUUUUUGGAUUACAUUUAUUAUUAUAUUAAUUAUGUAUGAAUA
Mya arenaria is the source of this 3401-nucleotide messenger RNA. Its product is annotated as neuronal acetylcholine receptor subunit alpha-10-like. Gene Ontology annotation, molecular function: acetylcholine-gated monoatomic cation-selective channel activity; transmembrane signaling receptor activity. Gene Ontology annotation, cellular component: synapse; neuron projection; postsynaptic membrane. The transcript has 8 exons. The record is from RefSeq and is a predicted model, not a curated record. NCBI's taxonomy places the organism in Eukaryota, Metazoa, Mollusca, Bivalvia, Myida, Myidae. Gene Ontology annotation, biological process: signal transduction; monoatomic ion transmembrane transport; nervous system process. Bases 408 to 1940 code for a protein of 510 amino acids.